GGUUCAUAUAUCUCGUAGUUCAGUUCAAGGUCGCAUUUACCAAUCGGUACUGCAACUUUCAGAAUAUAGUAACAGUUCUGAUCAGUAUGACAAUGCGAUUAGGUACUUGUCGGUCAUUGAGCAGACAGUUAGCAAGAAGUCGACCAACGCCAACCCUACAAAUUCCAACAAGAAUGAAGUCGACAUCCGCACCCAUCACAUCAGCAACAGAAGGGCACUACAAGAUCAUCGACCGCGCAACCGGGUUCGAGCAAAGGCAGGCCUCACGUCCAGACUUCGACCCUUUGAAGCCCAUCACCCUCAUCAAAAGCCCCGACCCAACGUGGACCUACGGCUCCGGCGUCGCACAAGACGAUGCCGCCUUAUCCUCAAAACACGUCGAAGUCGACCCGUACGCCCCUGACCGCCCCAUGAUAAACAACUACCGCCUCCUGAUCUCCGGCAUCGCACCCCGCCCCAUCGGCUUCCUCAGCACCGUUUCCAAGAACGGAAAGAAAAACCUCGCGCCCUUCUCCUACUUCCAGGUCAUCGACCACGACCCGCCCAUGUUCAUCGUGGGCUUCUCAUCCCGGCCCCACGGCGCCAAGGACACGUUCCUCAACCUCAAAGAGACCGGAGAGUGCGUAAUCAACACCGUAAGCGAGAACAUGAUCGAAGCCGUAAACGCUACGUCCAUCGACGCCCCCUACGGCGUGUCGGAGUGGGAGAUAAGCGGGCUGACGGAAGCACCAAGCUCCACUGUAGCCGCCAGCCGCGUCAACGAGUCUGUUUUCAGUGUUGAGGGGAGGGUUGUAGACAUCAAAGAGUUCCACGACUGCGAGACGGAGAGGGAGGGGUUGAGUGUGGCUGCGAAUGUUCUGAUUAAAGCGAGUAGAUUCUGGGUUCGGGAGGACGCGACGAAUGACGAGGUUAGUAAUAUUGACGUUGAGAAGUUGAGGCCUGUGGGACAGUUGGGGGGGAUGGCGUAUGCGAGGGUGAGUGAGACGUUUGAGGUCCCCAGGCGGAGGUGGGUGGAUGAGGUGGGGAGGAGUGAGGUUUUGAGGGGGUUGGAGAGGGAACACGCGAAGACUGGCGAGCGCGUUAGUGAGGAAGAUAUGGUUGAGGAGGCACAGAGGGUUAAGGUGGGAGGUAGUCAGGUCGGAGGAGCCGGUUGCUGAGACGCAGAACGGUGAUGCGGUGCGUUGGACGUCAUUGUAGUGAGCUGCGAAGUCAAGGCAGGAGGUCGUCAGAGAGGCGUG
Macroventuria anomochaeta is the source of this 1238-nucleotide messenger RNA. RefSeq lists its product as uncharacterized. Lineage: Eukaryota; Fungi; Ascomycota; Dothideomycetes; Pleosporales; Didymellaceae. The transcript has 2 exons. The record is from RefSeq and is a predicted model, not a curated record. Bases 87 to 1157 code for a protein of 356 amino acids. Gene Ontology annotation, molecular function: FMN binding.